Arabidopsis arenosa is the source of this 666-nucleotide messenger RNA. The record is from the annotation of a GenBank genome assembly. Lineage: Eukaryota; Viridiplantae; Streptophyta; Magnoliopsida; Brassicales; Brassicaceae.
CGAAUCUGUGUCGAUCUCCGGCGAAGUAAUAACCCUAAAAUCUUCCUCUUCUUUUUCGCCGCCGACUUAAGCUAUGAAGGUUUUUCAUCUUCACCGUGGAAACACUCUCUCUGUCUCCCUCUUCUCCAAUGUCACCAACUCCAAGGAGCUCUUGAAUUCAAUGCUUGAUGGAAGUCUGAAGCUUGAGGUCUCAUUUCUCAAUGCAUCACUUAUUCCAGACAUUUUUCCUCUCUUGGCUGCUGCUCAGAAAGCACUUAUCUCCAAAUCACGCGAUUCCUUAUCAACCAGAACUCUUCAUUCUGAGCUCGUUUACAAUUACUCGGGAUCUAAGCAUAUUACAGAAUCAUUGAAACGAUGUGGGAUUUCUGAAAGCACUACUUACAUUCUAGCUGCCCGGUUCAAUGCUUCUCCCGUUGAGAUGGAGGAGGUGGCGAAAUUGAUCAACGGGAAGGAGAUUGAUUUGGAGGAAUUGAAGACACAUGCAAAUCAAGCCCAAAUACUAAAGCAUUACAAGAUAACUAGCCAAGAACUCGGAAUUUCCUCUCUCGGAGAUGCCAUUGUUUGUCGGAUAGCUGCACGCGACGCUUUGUAAGAGGAGAUCUUUUCUUUAUUUCUUUUGUCACCAAUUAUUGUUUUCUCCUUUGUAAACAAAUUGGAAUCUUAGUU